CAUAUACAUAUAUAUAUAUAUAUAUAUAUAUAUGUUUACAUGUAUAUAGUCGCUAAAGAGAACUACAGAUACGCUUUCAAGUACAACUCCCACUGCAUGUAGCCAUACAUGCAUGUAUACGCAUACAACUAAGUACGUAAAACUGCAAGUAAUUACGUAAAUAUAUCCGUUUGUGUCGGCAAUUGAGAGCGAGGGGCUUUUUCCGCCGUGUAGAGUUUGGGCGUUCCACCCCCCACUACUAUAAGAGGGAAGCGCGUUGCCUGCUCGCAUUCUUUGUAGGGUGCCGCAGGUCGUUGAGUUUUUCUUUGCGAGUCGCAAGAGCGUGAAUGGGUGUCUGAUUGGAUUCGACAGGAGAGUUGGUGUGUCCGGAUUCUUUCUUCGACGUCCUGAGGCGGGCUUCGUACGUCGUCGCACUCCGCACACUGGAAGUCGCCAGGGCGUUGUUUCCGUGUCGGCGGCGGAUAUGUUUUCUCCGUCGCUCGUCGAGAACAAUCUCUGCGUCAAGGACGCGGAAGUAUCCUCAAAGAAUAAGUUUUUCCGGUGUUUUCUCGGCAGAAAGUUCCGCCAGAGUGUCGGACUGCCGGCCGAGCGACUUUUCUGUCUCCCCACCCGCAGAGCGGCGGGCUAGCGAAGGACGAAUGUCGCGGGCUCGCUUCGCUGCUAGCUCGCGCGUUUGCCUUCUUCGAGUGAGGGAGGUUUUUGCGGAGCGAGAUUCGCGCAAGAGUUUUUUCACAGAGGAAACGUGGAUUUCCAAAGGCGAGUUUCGAGGCGUUGCUGUACCUGGUCUGACGGCGCCGGUAGGGGGCAGGUUCCGCCAGCCGAUUCUCCGCGCUGUUCGUGGAGCAGAUAGGAGCGUCUUUUCGCUUUUUCUUGACGCGGAAACGCUUUUCGACUCCCGCAAGCUUUUCCAAGAGUCAUCUGUGAACGAUUCGCGUUUUUUGCCGGGCAACUUUAGAGGAACAGCUCCUGCGAGCGCCUCCCACAUCGCGGUCUCCUCACUCGAGGGUUCAGCUGCAGACGCUGCGUUCCUUCGGCGCUGGAGACUCUCCCUGCCCUGGGAAAAUAGCUCUCGAGCCGCGUGUCUCAACGGGGAACGCGUUCACAGCUUCCUCGCUUCUUGCCACACUCGCAGGUUCGCUGUCUUUCUGCGGUAAUUGCGAUCGAACGCUGGUUGUGCUGUGCGCCUUGAACCUCUGACAUGGCCGCCGUCAACACUUGUCGGCUCCGCUUCGGCUCGCCACAUUCGCUCUUCUCAUGACGCGUUUGGGAGCAUCCUAUGCGCAGUUUUUUCUCAGCGAGCGCGGGGACUCGGUCUCUCUUGGGGGUUUGAGAGGCGUCAGCCCUGCGACGAACGCGUCCUCCCGUUCCCCGGAAAAACGGUCCGCGAACGCGUUCGGUCGAGACCAAAGGACGCAGUGCGGUUCUCUCUCUCUCUCGUUCUAUCCACGCGCCGUCGGACGCCAAUUUUUCCUUCCGCCUCGAUUUUUUUCUCUGCGCCUGAAGGGACUCUCUCCCAGCAUUCUUCUCUUGGCCGCGCAGCUCUCCGUCGUCAGCCAAGUUGAGGCCAAGUCGAGGUCUGCGAAAGCCGUAGGCCUUGAAAGAGGUCGACUUCGUUCGUGAACGAGUUCCGCAUCAGCAGCGACCAGGACAGAGUGUCGUGCGGUUUGAUUCACCGCCGAACAGCCGAAACUCGCGCGUCGAAAGCUGGAGAGUGGAAGGUCUUACUCGAGGGUCGAAGUCGUUGCUGUCCGUCCCCGCCUUCCUCUUCCUUUCCUUCUUCCCUUCUCUUCAGCGACACUGAGAGAGUCUUCUUCUUUCAACAUCGUUUUUCCUUCUUUUGCGCCUCCUCCAUUCGAGGGUGUUCCCGAUGUCCCCG
Messenger RNA from Toxoplasma gondii ME49, 1876 nucleotides. RefSeq lists its product as hypothetical. The record is from RefSeq and is a predicted model, not a curated record. Bases 639 to 1154 code for a protein of 171 amino acids. NCBI's taxonomy places the organism in Eukaryota, Apicomplexa, Conoidasida, Eucoccidiorida, Sarcocystidae. The transcript has a single exon.